Molecule: messenger RNA, 14524 nt
Organism: Lethenteron reissneri (Far Eastern brook lamprey)
Lineage: Eukaryota; Metazoa; Chordata; Hyperoartia; Petromyzontiformes; Petromyzontidae
Product: aggrecan core protein-like
Biological process (GO): glial cell differentiation; cell adhesion; positive regulation of neuroblast proliferation
Cellular component (GO): synapse; perineuronal net
Molecular function (GO): calcium ion binding; hyaluronic acid binding
Source: RefSeq, a predicted model, not a curated record
GUGCACUAGCCCUGCCAGUCCCCCGCCAGGAGAGACAGACAGAGAGAGAGAGAGACCAGAGUGGAGACCUCCAGUUGUGAGCGCGAGCGCGCUGAGAACGACGAACAUCGCCCGACGAGAGAGAGAGAGAGACGCGGAGAAGACAAAGAGAACGAGGGAGACAAGAGGAGGGAGAGACACGAGGAAGGAUCCACGUGGGAAGGUGGACUGGCACGGCACGGCACGCGCGCGCACGCGAUCCACGACCAGGGCUCGAGAACGCCCGAACAUAACCCGGCAAAAGAAAAUCGGUAGAAUUCAAUAAUUGAAAUUUCUCAUUUUUUUUGUUUAAGUCCAGCACGCGCGUCCCCUGCACCAGCCCUGCGUCUGCCCCUCUCUGCUUCUCGCGUGACCCAGGUUCUCGGAUGGCGGGUCCCAGGAUGAAGCCUCUCCAUUCUCCCCACGGCGCGAGCGGCCGGCCCCGCUCCUCCGCCGCCCUCAUCAUCGCCGUCGCCACCGUCGGCGUGGUCAUCUUCAACGUCGCUGCCACGGCUGCCUCGGGUCACGUGCCCACACCGAAGGCCAUGAAGGUUCGCGCGGCCCGGCAAGCGCCCGUGCGCGGCGUCCUCGCCGGGACGGUGACCCUCCCCUGCAGCUACGCGCACAACCCCCACGACGACGAGGAGGUGGCGGCGAGCCACCCUCCUCCCGACCGUGACCACAAGCACCACCACCACCACAAGCACCACCACCACAAGCACCACCACCACCACCACGGGGACGACCACGUCGACCGAGGCACCGUGCCACCGACGCCGGCCGGCACACACUCGCGACCGCGCGUCAAGUGGAGCAAGUUGGGCGCCGACGGACACUGGGCGGACGUGAUCGUCUCGCAGAACCUCCACUCGCGCGCGGGUCCCGGGUUCGAGGGCCGCGUCUCCCUGCCGCGGUUCCUGGCGCCCCACGGUGGCGGAGACGCGGCGAGCGGAGACGCCUCGCUCGAAAUCUCGCUCCUGCGCGACUCCGAUCGCGGCACGUAUCGCUGCGAGGUGAUGGCCGGCAUGGACGACGAGAGGGACGUGGUGGAGCUGCUGGUCGAUGGUGUGGUGUUCCACUACCGCUCGGCGCAGAGCCGCUACACCCUGGACUUCGCGAGCGCGCAGGCGGCGUGCGCCCAGAACGGGGCGCGCCUCGCCUCGCCGCAGCAGCUGCAGGCCGCGUACGAGGACGGCAUGGACCAGUGCGACGCCGGCUGGCUCUCCGACCGGAGCGUGCGGUAUCCCAUCAUCCGGCCGAGGCCCGGCUGCUACGCGGACAAGAACGGCAACCCGGGCGUGCGCUCGUACGGCCAGCGCGCCGCGCACGAGACGUACGACGCGUACUGCUUCACCGAGAGGCUCGCAGUCGAGGUGUUCCACACGACCUCCCCGGGCCGCCUGACCCUGAGCGAGGCCCGCAGCGUGUGCGAGGCCCUCGGCGGCGGCCUGGCCACCGUGGGGCAGCUGUAUGCCGCGUGGAAGUUCGCGGGCCUCGACCGCUGCGACGAGGGCUGGCUGGCGGACGGCAGCGCGCGCUACCCCAUCGUGUGGCCGCGGCAGAACUGCGGCGGGCCCGUGCCGGGCGUCCGCACCAAGUACCGCUACGCCAACCAGACGGGCUUCCCCAGCCCCAACUCGCGCUUCGACGCCUACUGCUACAGAGGAAACCAACCCGCUCUGCCGGAGCCAGCGCUGGCCUCUCGGGCCGAGGAGACGCAGCAGGCCCAAAACGUGGCCCCUCCAACUCCUCCUGCUCAACUCGCGAGCGACCCCGACCAAGACGAGCAGGUGACACCGCCGAUGAGCUCCUCCUCUUCGAAGGAGGAGGUGGAGGAGGUGGAGGAGGUGGAGGAAGAAGCCAGCGUGCAGGCACAAGCACCGCCACUCGCGGUCGAGCAGCAGCAGGAGGAGGCGACGUCGCCACGAGAUGAGGUCACAGGUCACGAAGAAGAACAUUCUGCUACUUCAGAGCCAUCAUCUCCGUUACCCAAGGAGGAGGAGGAGGAGAAAUCACCUGAAGUCGUGCUAACUGGUCAUGAAGAACUGUCGUCCGCGACACCUGAGGAGACUUCGCCGGGACACGUGGUCGCAGAUCAUGAAGAGUCUUCAUCUCCUACACCCGAAGAAUCGGCAUCUCAGACACCUGAAGAACCAUCACCUUUGACACAUGAGAAGAUAUCGCCAGAUGUGGUCACAGAUAAUGAAGAACCGUCACAUCUGACACCUGAGAAAACAUCACUUGAGGGUGAGGUCACGGGUCAUGAAGAACCUUCCUCUCUGACACCCGAAGAAUCGGCAUCUCAGACAGCUGAAGAACCAUCACCUCUGACUCCUGAGCAGAUAUCGUCAGAUGUGGUCACAGAUCAUGAAGAACCGUCACCUCUGGCACCUGAAAAGACAUCACCUGAAGGUGAGGUCACGGGUCAUGAAGAACCUUCCUCUCUGACACCUGAAGAAUUGGCAUCUCAGACACCUGAAGAACCAUCACCUCUGACUCCUGAGAAGAUAUCGCCAGAUGUGGUCACAGAUCAUGAAGAACUGUCACCUCUGACACCUGAUAAUACAUCACCUGAGGGUGAGGUCACGGGUCAUGAAGAACCUUCAUCUCUGACACCUGAAGAAUUGGCAUCUCAGACACCUGAAGAACCAUCGCCUCUGACUCCUGAGAAGAUAUCGCCAGAUGUGGUCACAGAUCAUGAAGAACCGUCACCUCUGACACCUGAUAAUACAUCACCUGAGGGUGAGGUCACGGGUCAUGAAGAACCUUCAUCUCUGACACCUGAAGAAUUGGCGUCUCAGACACCUGAAGAACCAUCGCCUCUGACUCCUGAGAAGAUAUCGCCAGAUGUGGUCACAGAUCAUGAAGAACCGUCACCUCUGACAUCUGAAAAGACAUCACCUGAAGGUGAGGUCACGGGUCAUGAAGAACCUUCCUCUCUGACACCUGAAGAAUCGGCAUCUCAGACACCUGAAGAACCAUCACCUCUGACUCCUGAUAAGAUAUCGCCAGAUGUGGACACAGAUCAUGAAGAACCGUCACCUCUGACACCUGAUAAGACAUCACCUGAAGGUGAGGUCACGGGUCAUGAAGAACCUUCAUCUCUGAUACCUGAAGAUUUGGCAUUUCAGACACCUGAAGAACAAUUGCCUCUGACUCCUGAGCAGAUAUCGUCAGAUAUGGUCACAGAUCAUGAAGAACCAUUACCUGUGACACCUGAGAAGACGUCACCUGAAGGUGAGGUUACGGGUCAUGAAGAACCUUCAUCUCUAACACCUGAAGAACUGUCGUUCCUGAUAUCUGAGAAGACAUCGCCAGGAGAUGUGGUCAAAGAUCAUGAAGAACCAUCACAUCUGACACUUGAGAAGACAUUGCCAGAAGAUGUGGUCACAGAUCAUGAAGAACCAUCACCACUGACACCUGAGAAAACAUCACCUGAUGGUGAGGUUACGGGUCAUGAAGAACCUUCAUCUUUGACACUUGAAGAACUGUCGUUCCUGACACCUGAGAAGAAAUUGCCAGGAGAUGUGGUCAAAGAUCAUGAAGAACCAUCACAUCUGACACCUGAGAAGACAUCAUCUGAGGGUGAGGUCACGGGUCAUGAAGAACCAUCACCUCUGACUCCUGAGAAGAUAUCGCCAGAAGAUGUGGUCACAGAUCAUGAAGAUCCGUCACCUCUGACACCUGAGAAUACAUCACCUGAAGAUGUGGUUGCAGAUCAUGAAGAACUGACACCUUUGACAUCUGAAAAGACAUCACCUGAAGGCGAGGUCAUGGGUCAUGAAGAACCUUCCUCUCUGACACCUGAAGAAUCAGCAUCUCAGACACCGGAAGAGCCGUCACCUCUGACACCUGAGAAGACUUUACCUGAAGUUGAGGUCUGGGGUCAUGAAGAAGCUUCAUCUCUGACACCUGAAGAACCAUCGUUCCUGACACCUGAGGAGACUUUGUCAGGAGAUGUGGUCAAAGAUCAUGAAGAACCAUCACCUCUGACUCCUGAGAAGAAAUCACAUGAAGAUGAGGUCAGGGGUCAUGAAGAAGCUUCAUCUCUCACACCUGAAGAAUUGUCGUUCCUGACACCUGAGAAGACAUUGUCAGGACAUGUGGUCACAGAUUAUGAAGAACCUUCAUCCCUGACACCUGAAAAGACAUCACCUGAAGGUGAGGACAUGGGUCAUGAACAAUCUCAGAUACCUGAAGAUCUAUUACCUCUGACACCAGAGAAGGCAUCACCAGGAGCUGUGGUAAUCAUUAAUCAUGAAGAACAAUCACCCUUGACACCUGAGAAGCUUUUACCUGAAGGUGAGGUCACGGGUCAUGAAGAACCUUCAUCUCUCACACCUGAAGAAUUGUCGUUCCUGACACCUGAGAAGACAUUGUCAGGACAUGUGGUCACAGAUUAUGAAGAACCUUUGUCCCUGACACCUGAGAAGACAUCAUCUGAAGGUGAGGUCACCGGUCAUGAAGAAUCUUCAUCUCUCACACCUGAAGAACUGUCACCUCUGACACCUGAGAAGACAUCAUCUGAAGGUGAGGUCACCGGUCAUGAAGAACCUUCAUCUCUCACACCUGAAGAACUGUCACCUCUGACACCUGAGAAGACAUCGCCAGGAGAUGUGGUCACAAGUCAUGAACAAGAAACUUCCACGCCACCUUUGCCAUCAUCUCUGAUACUCGAGGAGAAGACAUCACCCAAAGAUGACAGCGCACAUCAUGAGCAAGAACCUUUCCCCUCAGAACCAUCACCGUCUACACCCGAGGACGAUAAAACAUCACUUGAAGACGAAAAUCCUUCUUCAGAGCCACCAUUUCCAAUAUCAGAAGAGGAGAGGACACCACUACCCGAUGACGAUGAUGACGAUUCACCUCCUCAUUCAGGGCCGGAGGUCGUCAUUGCGGGCGAUACGCCGGUGGAGGCCGAACCUCCCGUCGAAACGUCGACGGGCCCAGAAAUGGCCCUCGUGGACGUGCUGACUCAAACGGAGCGACCCCAUGACGAAUCUUCUCCUCCUCCUUCAUCUUCGGACGAGGCUGAACACACCGAGGCAACUCCGUCGGCAGCGUUGGCAGAAGAGGCCGUCAGCCACGUGGAGGGAGACCUCGCAAACGACGAGGUCGAAGCUACGACCGCCAAAGCUCUGGGGAAAGUUGACGCGCCAGGAGGCGAUGAGCCAACGCCGGCGGAGCUUCCCGAAACGUCGGACUUGGUGGGGAGAGUAGAGUCGCCUGGUGAAGGCCCACCAGUCGCUCAGCCGGACGUGCUCAUCUCCCAAGACUCCGGGGUGGAAGAAGAAAUCACGGCGGGGCCUUCGCAUGCCAGCUUGCCGGCGUUGGCCGCCAGCGUGGACGGCGAAGGUAGCGGCGUCACGAUCGAAGCGGUGGAUGGGGAAGCAACGACCGAGCCCUCGGAGGAGUCGAACGCCAUCGUCUCACUCGCCGAGCACCAGCAGGAGGAUGACUCUGGCGAUGCUGCUCCCGCUCCCUUGCCAGACGAGGCCAAGGGCCACGUGGAGGAGAUGGUGGCGCCGACUCUGUCAACACUGAUGACGACCGUGCAGAUGCUGCCCGAGUCAGUGACCGAGAGCGACGACGACACGACCGAAGGCUCGGGAAACCACGUCGACUCCUCGCCGAUAUCGCCGCCGGUCGUGGUCAAAACCGCGGAGCCCGAGGCGGACGAAGAGGAGGGGCCGGCACCGGCGCCCGCAUCCGAAGCGGCGGCGGGGGCGACGGCGGCAGCGGCACUUUCGGAAGAAUCGCACGAACCGGAACGAUCCGCGCCGGAUGCCGACAUGGAGGAGGCGCCGCUAGGCUCCGACGCCAAUCACCCCACCACGGCGCCGGCCGGUGCUCACGCAGCAGCGGCCCCGGCGAGCUACGAGACGCACGGCGCCUUCCCCACGCUGAAGGAGCAAAUCGCGGCGCAGGCCCGGCUGCUGGACCGCGGCCGAGACGACUAUGCCGGUUACGCCAUCAUCGCCGAGUCGACCGCGGCGCCGGUGGACGGCGAUGAGGGACGCCAUCCAUCGUCGCCACCAGAGACGCAGGACAUCGACGAGGGCUUCGUGCAGGUGCUGCCAUCCGUGGCCGUCAAACCCACACCGUCUGGUGCCACGUCUUCGCCGGCCGCUCACGUAGAGAUGCCAGGAGAGGGGCUGGCCGGGAGCGAGACGUCUCCGGACGAAGCUCAGGAGCCGUCCACACUUCCCAGCGCCCUGCAGGAGUCUGCCCCCGAAGGUUCCGGAGACGUGGAUGGGACGGACAAGGAGGCCGAACCUCAGCCUCCGUCGUCCAAGGAGUCCGAGGAGUCUGAAGAAUCCAAGGAGUCUGAUGAGCUGUCUCCUCUUCUGGAGGCUUCGCACGGCGUAGAGAGCAUCGUCCUGGCAACCUCUCCCACCCCAGUGGAGCCUCUUGCCCCAGAAGCUUCUGCGGGGAUCGACCUCAACAGCGACGUGGCCACGCUGCCACCCGCGUUGCUCGCAGAGCCGGCGAGCAGCGGCGGCGACUCUUCUUCUUCUUCCGAAGAAGAAGAGAAGCCGGUGCCAACUUCACCAUCCGGGGAGGAGCAGGAGGAGAAGCAGGAGGAGGAGCAGGAGGUCGCAUCGACGGAGUGGUCCGGUCUUCCUGAGCUGCAGCCGGGUCCCCGCAUCUCCCCCGUGGCCGAUCUGCCCGAUGAGAAGCACGCGGGCGAGGGCGGCGAGGGGGGCGACAACGAUGAUGACGCUUUGAUCGAAGCCUCCACAGGCAAACCCGAGGUGACGAUGCCAGAAGACGGGAUCAUGGGCACUCCUCAUCCGGAAGCCGCAUCGGAGGCGUCUGGCGCAGAGUGGCCGCACUUCGCGGGAGAGUCGGGGGCGGAGGGAGGCGAGGGAACAGACGUCGCCACGGCCGCAAGUGGCGUGGAGACGUCGCCCGAAGGCAGUGGAGAGCCCUGGACGGUGGCGUCGCCGCAACUCGAAGAUCCUUUCGUCGAGCCUCGGGUGGAAGGCGCCGCACCUGCCGAUGACACGGACGUGGGCGCCCUCGACAGAGAGCCGUCCCAGGCGUUGGAGGUAGCCUCGCUGACGCCGGAGACACCGCAGGGCCUUUUCAUCUCGGCUCACCCUCCCGCCGAGAGCGGCAGGUCGCACGCCGAUGAGGAGGAGGAGUCGAGCGGAGAGGGGGCCCUGCCGAACGUGCCGCUGGUCCUCAUCGCGUCCGUCACCACCCCCGUUCCCGCGGCGCCGAUGGAGCCGAACGGCAACAACGGCAACAGGAACGAACCCCAGGAGGCGGUGUCACCCAUCCUGUCCCAGAUCAAAAUCCCCGACAAAGAGCACCCGGGCGAGCAGUACCCGGAGGGCGAGCAAACGGAGGGGCGGGCCGACGGUGAGCGCUCGACCAACGAGCCCCCUCCCCAAACGUCGGACGACGUUUUCGCAGAGGGAGCGCCGCACGGACCGUCGGGUGCCCACGACCAGCGGCCGGCCGAGUGGGUAGAGGAGAAGGCCUACGAAGGUUUUGUAGAGGAGGCGGAUGAGAAAGAAGCUGCAGAGGCCGACAAAGAAGCGGACGGACCCACCGGCACCGCGCCGACUGCUCACGCCGACCGGGAGCCGGGCGGCGUUGAUGGCACCACCUUUCCCGGCGAGCCGGAAACGACUCCGGCAGAACAGCCCAGCAUCUCUUCUACGCACGGAACGUCCCCGAACGUGACCGUGAAGCUUCCCGCGCACGCGCACGCUGACGACAAAGAGGAAGAGGAGAAGGAGGAGAGGGGCGAUGGCAUCCCGUUUGGAAGGCCAAUUCCCGCGGACGAAAACAACGCACUGGCGAACGAACUGCCGGGAGAGACCGCCCUAGCUCCCGCGGUCCCGUCGGCUGGACAGCUGUCUACUCAGUCGAACGUAGACAGCGACGACGAUGACGAGAAUGAAAUCGCUGCAAACUCACCAGUCACUCCGGCCCCUCUGGGGGACUUCCACGAGCCCUCGAGCAUCGACGAGCGGCCACAGGGAGCCGAGACGAGCAGCAACGCGCCGGAAGAGGAGAACGUUUGGAACUGGCCCUCCGUCGUCGACCCCGAGGCCGGUGUCCACGACGGAGGGGCGUCUGCGGAGGCCGCGGGCGUCCCGGCAUCUGACACGCCGGCCGUCGGAAAGGACGAGGGCGAUGAGUCGGGGGAGCCAUCGUCAGCGACGACCGCCACCGGUCCUCCGGUGUCGGGCCACGCCGUGGGGCCCUCGGAGGAAGACGUCGCAGUACCCCAUGCGUUCACGCCGUAUUCCAUCGUCGAGUGGGAGGAGGACAGCUCGGUUGCCGGCACGCCAUUCCCCGACGAGAGCCUGGUGCUCUCCCUGCCGGACUGCGAGCAGAACCCGUGUGAGAGCGGCGGGCGCUGCGUGUCCUACGAGGGGCAGCACCACUGCGUCUGUGAGCCGGGCUACUCCGGGGACCGAUGCGAAGUCGAGGUGGACGAGUGCGAGUCCAACCCCUGCCACAACGGCGGCACGUGCGUGGACCACGUGGCCUCCUACUCGUGCCAGUGCCUGCCCAGCUACGCCGGCAAGCACUGCGAGGAGGACACGGAGAUCUGCGAGCCGGGCUGGCAGAAGUUCCAGGGCCACUGCUACCGCUACGUGACGGAGCGUCGCGACUGGGAGCGCGCCGAGCGAAGCUGCCGCACCUUCGGGGCCCACCUGGCGAGCGUGCACUCGCGCGAGGAGCAGCGCUUCCUCACCAGUCUCGGCCAGUACCAGUGGAUCGGCCUCAACGACAGGAUGUACGAGAACGACUUUCACUGGAGCGACGGAAGCCACCUGGACUACGAGAACUGGAGGCUCAACCAACCCGACAGCUUCUUCGAACCCGGCGAGGACUGCGUGGUGCUCAUCUGGCACGAGAACGGGCAGUGGAACGACGUUCCGUGCAACUACCACCUCACCUUCACCUGCAAGAAGAGCGCAGUGUCGUGCGGGCCGCCACCCGUGGUGCCCCACGCGCGCUCCUUCGGGGCUCUGCGCGGCCGCUACGAGCUGCACGCCCUGGUGCGCUACCGGUGCCGCGAGGGCUUCGUGCAGCGCCACCAGCCCAGCGUGCGCUGCCGCGACAGCGGCCGCUGGGACGAGCCGCGCAUCACCUGCGUGCGACCCGGCACGAUCGCGAGGAGCACGAGCCAAGGUCGUGACCCUGCUGCCCCCCACCAGCACCUCGCGUGGUCGCGCCUGCCGAGGCGUUCACCGCACCGGCACCGCUUCCUGCACUGAGCCCCCCACCACCCCGUACCCCCCCCCCCAUACCCCACGUGCCCCCCCCCCACAUCCCCGUGCCCCGCCCCCACCCCCCGUGCCCCACCCCCCGCGUCCCAGAGCCUCCAACUUCUCUCACCCCCCCCCCCGCAAACCCAAUCACGACGGCUCCCAGGCCACAAGAGGAACGCAUCGACUAAAAUCAUCGAUAUUUCUUUUUUACGACACGUCGAUUGAAAUCAUCGAUGUUUUUUAAUUGAUCGAUUUUUAUCGAUCGAUUCCUAGGAAAUACGAUACACGCAAAUGAGUGUCGUUGCGUUUGAGAGUGGUGCACGUUUAAUGUUCGCGUGCUUUUCGUAUCUCACGGGGAGCGCGUGACCUCUUCCUGCCGCCUACUAGAGGCCGCUACAUUCACGACGGUCGAGAUUUUUUUUUUUUUAAUAAUUUAAUCGUGACUAAAAAUCGCUACUAUGCAAUUCAACGCUGGGUGGGGAGGCGGGAGGAGUGGGAAUCGUUACCCGCCUGCUAAGAUAUGCAACAGACGAUGACGCAUCGAUUCACAUCGAUUAUUCGGCUCACGGACACACGCAUGGAAUCGCGCGUGUUCGGAUCUGCCUAAAGAUGAUUAUUUUACGAUCCGCAAGCAAGAAUGCGUAAGGAGCCGGUGAAAAAAUGAAACUAAGAAAAAUAUUGCUUGAUUUUAUUCCUUUCAUCCCGAAUUGUGACAUUGUGAAGCCCUUGCAUCGCGGCGUCGUGAGCCGUGGGCGCAUGGUGCUCGAGAAUAUUGGGUGCCAAACAUUAUCAGAGUUGUGUGUUUUUGUUUGCAUUCCGACCGCAGGUAUUGUGGUCAAUGCAAAUAUGACUCCUUGUAAAAAAAGGUGUCAGUUUUGUUGCCAGAUAAAAGGGUAAAAAAACAAUUAUAAUAUUUUGCUACUGGCAAAGGAGGGUUCCAAUGGUGGGUGCCAUACUCUUUGGUUCUUUCGGUAAAGUCACGUGGGUAGAAAAAAUAAUAAAGAUCACGACGUUUCGAUCGCAACACAAGCGGUUGUUUUGUUUCCUUUUCCGCCUGAGGACGACCGCUUGUGUUGCGAUCGAAACGUCGUGAUCUUUUAUUAUUUUUUCUACCCACGUGACUUUACCGAAAGAACCAAAGAAUAUGUAUUCCUGCAGUCACGAAAGCUUCAAAUCAAUAUUGGGGUGCGGCACGCCAUUUACAGACGAGCACGGAGGGCGAAGUAGAGAGCACGAAAUGUCCAAAGCGCAGAACAGACUCGCGGUUGAGACGCGACGGAUCACGAGGGAUGAAAAUAUCCGGCAAAUAAGUUCGUCGUUUUACAGCUCAGCCGUCGCUGCCACGACCCUGGUGAUUUGCAGCCAACGGGCUGCAGAAUGUCCAAGUCUCUGCGUCGGGAAGAGCUUCGGUUUCAUUCGGAAUCGCUCAGCAGUCUCGUUUAGCGAGGGAACACUGGGAGUUUUGAAUUUUCACGGAAAUUUCUUCAGUCACGUUUAUGGAAAGGGUACCGGAUAUACAAAUUGGUUUGGUUUUUUUUGUGACGUCGUGAAAAGUUAAAUGUUCACGAAUGGAAUUCGUCAAACAUCUUAAGUGUGGCAGGACCCUCCCGAUAAACAUCGCUGAGACUCAGAUGAGGCUCUCCUCGGAUAAAUGGAAUCACCGUAUUGUCCGGAUUAUAACACACGCUUGUUUUUUUUUAAUAUUUCUGUAUUUCAAAGAAAACGUUGGUCACCGUGUGUGUGUGUGCGCGUGUGGGAGUGUCAGGCCAUAUCCUCUAGAUCUGAAUAAUACGGCAAUACCACAACACUGGGCCGAUAGCCCAUUGAUAACCAGAGGAAAUGACACGUGACUGCCGCUUUAUGACGUAAAGAGAACGUGUCUCGUGUUCACGGACGAAGACAGCUUUAAACUUAAAAUUUUAUAUACCUUACCGUGGCUGUGAGUAUAUGUGUAUGAAUAUUUUUAUAUAUAUAAAUACACAGUAUAUAUUUUUUUUGAGAGAGAAGAGGAAUGGGGAAAAAUAUAAGUACAUUUCAUUGUUGUAAAUCUGUUUCUUUUGGAAAUGUCAGAGCACUUAUCAUGCUUGUCCGCAGGAGGGCGCUGUGUCGCUGUGUUCGACAACGUGAACCCUUCGUCCAGACUUAAGCCAACGUGGUCCAAAGUCACCACCAAGAGGGUGGGGGAGGGGUUGAUUGAGAUCUCGUAGAAUGUAUUCCAGCCCCCCCCCUAAUUCCCCUGGACCCCCCCCCCCCCCACCUCGCCUUACUCAUUCCCCCGGCAACAUGGGCGGGCUGGGGAAAUAUUUUCAGGAGCUCAGCCCCGGCUAGCUCCGGCUGAAAGGAAGCUCUGUUUAUUACGGACGGAGAAGAAACACCACAAACCUAUGGCUGUUCCGCUUUGUUUAGAGACGUUUUGUUAGAAAGAGAAGAAACAAGGUGGAGUGGUGGCGCAGUCGUCAGCGCACUGCGCUACGAAUCCGGAAACCUCGGUUCGAUUCCUGGUGGCUACGGCUCACAUCCGUGCCGAGCGAUAUCCGGGGCUCUCACCCCCCCCCUUUCCCCAAUUCGUACAGCGUGUGUAGACCAUCAUCCAGCAGUGGAGUGACACUAGACUGUUAAUUGAUCAUUACCUUUUAAGGGAAGUGAAAUCGACCUGCUCGAAAUGGAAAUGCAAUUUUUGUUACAUCGUGUUGAAUGGGGUCACGUGAUUCCUACAGCCACUAGAGACCGCUAUCUUCACCGCGGUGCAAAAAAAGACCUCCUUUUGAAUGGCGAAUCCUGAAUUCAUAUUGAAUCGUGGGGGAGGAUGAACCGUCAUAUCCCUUCGCCACGCGAUUUAUUUUUGUUACCCUGAAGAAGACUAAGUGGCUGAAACGUCGGCUUUUUUAUCUUCCUCUCGGCGAAAUGACUCUUUUUUUUAAGUUUAAAUGUUGGGGUUGUUUUUCGAGUCCAGUGCAAAAGGCCCCUAAAAUAUCGGGACACGUGUUAAGGGGCAUCGUGUAAUGUGCCUGUGCGUUGCGUGUACGUGAUCAUGUGUGUGUGUAUGUCUUUGUAUCUUUGGGAUGGGAGCGUUGGAGCAGUGGUUAGCGCACUGCACUACGAACCCAGCUGGGUUCUUAAUACACAGCCUAACAUCAGUGACUUUUGAUGUAAACUGGUUCCGUGGCCCCAAUAGGUCGGCUCGGCCUUAAACGAGUACCGAGUGCGGUGUGGAAAAACAUCAGCAGUCGGGACACAAAGGCGGUCGGGCGUGAUUCUGACCAUAUUGCUCCUUGAUGUUCCGUGCAGGCCUUAAUAAUAGGUAAUCGCUAACAGCAUCUUCCCCAACAGCCUCAUGCGGCGGUACGGGAGCUAUUUGCCUUUGUGUGUGCGUGUGUGUACGUGUGUGUGUGUGCGUGUGUGUACGUGCGUUUACGUGCGUUUACGUGUGUGUACGUGUGUGUGUGUCAUUUGUUUUGGUUAAAGAUAUAUCUCACGAGGUUUAAGUGUCGGUAUGCAUAGGAUGCUGUUACAAAUGAAUGUACGCGUAACUUGCAAUCGCGUACAUUUGUGGAUAUCUGGUGGCGUUGUGCGGCAGCGGUCGGUAGCGCACUGCGCUAUGAAGCCGGCGGGCUGAGUUCGACUCCCAGACACGGCGACGUGAAAUCUGAACAACCCCUUAGCUAUUCUUCACCAACCCGCACUGACCAGCGUGGUGAAGUAUGGUCAAACAACCGCUACCCCCCACCCCCAUCGCGCUUGGCGAUGGGGGUGGGGGAGGGGAAGUAGUUUCAUCCAGCAGCGGAUAGACAAAUGGGUGUAAAUUAAUUUCAAAAAACGGGCUUUUAAAAUAACCUUUGAACUAACACGUUACAAUUGUUCCACGUGUGAUGUUGCUGAAGGCAUCACAGAUAAUAGUAUUAUUAUGAUCAGUGUCCAAAUCUCAACAGCCAACGAGGAACCUAAAUGCUUGACUAACUCUUCAUUAGUUUUUUGUUAUGAUUUUGCUUCUAAAUGUUAUUAAACAAAAUAAGAGGGUUGCAGCGUGGGGGUAGCUUUUGACUUUUGUUUGGGGGAAAAAUGCUCUUUAAAAAAUAUAUAAGGCAUGUAAAAUGCAUUAGCGUGUAUAUUAUGUAUACGGCAUGUUAUCAUAAUAUCAGUAUUAUUAUAUAUUAUUAUAUAUAUAUAUCCGCUUUAAUUAAAAUGCGCUUUUACCAAAGAGACCCAUCAUUUGCCUAUAGCUGCCGGUUCGAUCUUGGGGUGAAAUAUUAAUGUUUAUAUAAUUCAAACGACAAAGUUGGACGAAAAACAGCAAAAAAACUAAACUAUGUGCAGUCUAUAGUUCCAAUUUUGUUCAUGCCUUCUGCUUUUCUUGAAAUAACGUGUACAUUAUCUUGUAAGUCUGAUAUCCCCCCCUACCCACAUGCACACCCAUUCUCGUACCGCCUUAUAUACGUUACAAAGCAAUAUUCCUAAUCGCCUCGUCUUACACGUCAUGCCUUACGUUAAUGUGUAUGGUGUAUUGACUACAAGACGCACGCUCUGAAACGCACAUGCUGGGCAACGCAUGAAGUCUGUAGCACUCUCCUCCCCCUAAUAUCCACGUUAAAAUCGGAUAAUAUCUUGUCUGCCGGAUUGGCCCUCCCAGACUCCCCGUGUCAUUCGUUCAAAUGCGGCAACUCCGGACCGGUUUCGCCCUCUGCAGGGACUCAUCAGCGGGGUUUUGUCUGGACUGGUUUCUGUUCUCGUUGCGGCUCUUCGGCAGAGUCGGCCUAGACAUGGUUUCAUCUUUCUACGUCUUAUCAGCAGAGUCGCAUGGACCAGUGUUUUGACUGCAUGUGUCUUCAUCAGCAGUCGCAUGAGCCAGUUAUGACAUACACAGGGCUCAUCCAGCAGAGUCGCGUUGACUUUUCGUGAUGAGUCUCAGAAGGGUGGAAACCAGUCCAUCGUUUGCCUUGUGUAAUUUGCGGAAGUCGUCGUGAGUGAAACUACUGCCAUAUGUCAAGAUGACGUCCCAACCCAACGUGGACACAACGUACGCUGUGGUGCACGGCGGCGGGGAGAUGAUGGCUUUUGAUGCGGUUUGAAAUCGUCGAAUGCAACGUGCUCUGGUCGAUUUGGUGGGCGAGGCGGCGGGGGGGGGGGGGUGAAUGAAAUGUUCAUUCAUUAUGUUAUGUUAGUUCAUUCAUUUCAGUCAUUCCUCCGGGACGCCUGUAAAAAAAUAAACGAGAUGUUUUAGCUCACAAGAUUUGUGUUUUUUUGUUCCUGGUUAAAUAUUUUCAAUAAAC